GGGGAAGGGCCGGGUAUGGCCUCCGUGCUCCGCGCUCCGGGCUCCGUGCCGCACCGCCGCAGCCGGCCCGCAGGGGGCAGCCGCCGGCCCGCUGAGGCCCGCCCGGUCGCGGCGGGGAUGGCGGAGGCGGCGGACGAGGCGGAGCUGGGCCUGCUGGAAUGCCGGGUGUGCUUCGAGCGGUACGGCCCCGGCGGGCAGCGGCGGCCGCGUAACCUGCCGUGCGGCCACGUCCUGUGCCGCGGCUGCGUGGAGGCGCUGGGCGGCCCCGAGCGGCGGCGCCUGGAGUGCCCCUUCUGCCGGCGGCCCUGCGGCCUCUGCGAGACCAGCGACUGCCUGCCGCUGCUGCAGCUGCUGGAGCUGCUGGGCCCCGGCGGCCGCAGCCCCUCGGCCCUCGGGAGGGCGGCCGGCGGCGCGGCCCCGCCGCGGCUGCAGCUGUCGCUGGGCGGCUGGGGGUCGCUGCUGAACCCCACGGGGGUGGCGGCGUGCCGGAGGUCGGGGCGCCUGGCGGUGGCCCACGACGGCAAAAAGAGGAUCCACGUCUUCGGGCCGAGCGGGUCCUGCCUGCAGCGGUUCGGGGAGCGGGGGGACGCGGGCAACGACAUCAAGUACCCGCUGGGCGUGGCGGUCACGGCCGACGGGCACGUGGUGGUCACCGACGGCGGGGACCGCUCCGUGAAGGCCUUCGACUUUGAGGGAAGGGGGACUCUGGCCGUGCGAGAAGGCUUCUGCCUGCCGUGGGGCCUGGGUGCCACCCCCGAGUGCGACGUGAUGGUGACGGACGCCGAGGCCGGAGCUCUGUACCGCCUGACGGCCGACUUUGGCAGCGGAAAGCUGAAGAAGUGCCAGCUGGUGCGGUCCAAAUUAACCAACCCCAGAGGGGUGGCGGUCUGCCCGAGCUCGGGUGCUGUUGUGGUGAUAGAGCACCUGAAGACUGAAGGACCAAGCAGCUGCAGCACCCGAAUGAAGAUAUUCAGCGCAGACAUGACUCUCAUUGGCCAGAUGGAUAGCUUUGGCCUGAACCUCGUUUUCCCCUCCAAAAUAUAUACCACGGCCGUGGCCUUUGACAAGGAGGGUUGCAUUGUCGUGACCGAUGUCUGCAGUCAGGCUGUGAUUUGCCUGGGGAAACCUGAGGAGUUUCCCAUCUUUAACCCUCUAGUUAGCCAUGGGCUUUCUUAUCCCGUAGGGCUGACGUACACAGCAAACAACUCCCUCGUUGUUUUAGACAGCGGUGAUCAUUCAGUAAAAAUAUAUAGCUCUGCUUGAGUGGGCUUAGAUGUGUUCUACUACUGGUUUGAGCUGCUUUUGGCUACAAAGUGUGUGCAGUACCGGUAUUCAGAGGCAUGUAGGGAGGGAGUAUUUCCUGGGCUUUACAUGAAGUGAAAUUGCCCUCUUAGAUCAAUGCAUUGUACUUCCCACAAAGUGUGAACCAAAUCCCAUGUAUAGCUGCAGGAGACAACGUGGCUGCUGCAGACCAAAGUCAGCAGCGAACCAACCAAGCAAUUAGGAAUUUUAGAACUAUUCCAUACACUGACAACCAAACAUUCAUGCUGCUUUUUGUGAAGUAUUAACAACAGCGUUUGGAAUGGAGUAAUCCAAGAUCUGCACCCGGGAGAGAAAAGAAUGCUUCUUUUGCUUACUGUUAUUCACAUUCUGUUUUUGACAGAUUUCUGCACGACAAAAGAGACUGAUUCAGUGAACUGAUAGGAGAAAUGGCAGCUUCAGCUCAAGGCCAAUUGAUCUAGCCAUGAUCGAUUGUAAUACAUGAGCUAUCAGCAUUUAGUGAGUUAUACAAUGUGAAUAGAUGCUCAAAGCCUUUUUGUUUUCUUCUCCAUAUUGGGGAAAUGCUCUUCUGGGUGCGCCCUUCUUUGUAUGCAUUUCUUAGCACCUCCUUAGCAUUUUACUGAAACACUAACACUUCCUGCGUAACACACACGGAUCCAUAUCUUCACUGUGAUGUGUGGUUACUGGCAUGGGUGGCUUUCCCUAAAAGCAUCUCCAUGUACUCGUGUUUAGACCAUGGGUACUUCUCCAUCUACAGAAUGGAACUGGCCAUGUUAGUAACGCAGGUACUCUUGAGAGAUUUCCAAUACUGCCCGCAUCUGUCUUGAAAUUAAUAUGGUACUUCUGCACCACUCUGCAAAAUUCAGUUGAAAUUUUGAAUGUUGGAGAGGAGUAAUAGGGACAGGGGCAUGAGAGCCUUGCCUUUUCCUAGCCUACAAAAAGUAUUUUGCUGAUAGCAGAUAGCAGAUUAAGAACUCUUUAUAUUUUCUUGAAAGCCGUUUUGCUGUGGGUGUGAGAUCUGUUGCCUUAUUACACCAAGGAAAUCCAAGGAUCUGUGUAUUAUUUUUAGAACAAUAUAACAUACCCACUAGAAUAUGUGAUGUAACACACCCACUAGAAGUCACUGCUGCAUUCUAGGAAUUCACCUGCUUCUAAAAUAAUUACUUAGGUAGUUCAGCACUGAAAGGAAGUUACAUAUAAAUGUGUCUUGUGAGGUGGAGACAAAUAGAUUAAGCUAACAUAAAACUUUUAUGGACGUAUAUUUGGUGACUGAAAGCAUGCGUGUUAACUAAAGCCAUUUCAAAUUCACGGGUAAUCUUUCUAUCGGUUAACUUUUCAUUUGGCUUUUGCUCUGACUUCUUGGCCGUUUAACAACUACUUAUAUUGCUGUAUGAAUAACAUGUACCAAAUAUUUCAAACUGGAGCAACUUUGGCCCUCAAAAUCAAACAAUGUAUUAAAGCUCUCGUAUUCAGACUAUGUGUUAAUAUAUUUUAUGUUCACAUUUAUAAAAGCAGAGCAAACAAGUAUAUUAAAUACAGCUAUUUGUAAAGGUUACUUGAAAAGUGGACGGGAUGUCAGAUACCCAUGGAGAUGGAUCCGUCGGAAUAUGAAUAAGAACAGAUGAAAGUGGGAUACAGCAGUGUCUAACCAAAUUGUUUUCACACUCCUGAGAACAGGAAGAGGCCAACACAUUCCUGUUUCUAAGAAAAUAAAAUUCUACAUCCACCCUA
This is a messenger RNA of Gallus gallus (chicken), 3012 nucleotides long. RefSeq names its product NHL repeat containing E3 ubiquitin protein ligase 1 (gene NHLRC1). The transcript has a single exon. Lineage: Eukaryota; Metazoa; Chordata; Aves; Galliformes; Phasianidae. Gene Ontology annotation, biological process: proteasome-mediated ubiquitin-dependent protein catabolic process; protein polyubiquitination; negative regulation of translation. The coding region runs from base 16 to 1263 and encodes 415 amino acids. Gene Ontology annotation, molecular function: protein binding; translation repressor activity; ubiquitin protein ligase activity. The record is from RefSeq and is a predicted model, not a curated record.